Molecule: messenger RNA, 309 nt
Organism: Microstroma glucosiphilum
Lineage: Eukaryota; Fungi; Basidiomycota; Exobasidiomycetes; Microstromatales; Microstromataceae
Exons: 1
Biological process (GO): regulation of transcription by RNA polymerase II
Cellular component (GO): nucleus
Molecular function (GO): RNA polymerase II cis-regulatory region sequence-specific DNA binding; DNA-binding transcription factor activity, RNA polymerase II-specific
Source: RefSeq, a predicted model, not a curated record
GUGACGACCUCUGCCACACAAGCUGCCUCUGCCUCUCGCCGCAAGAAUGACGCCCACUUUGUGUGCCCCGUGCCAGGCUGCGGCUCUCACUUUACUCGUCAGUUCAAUUUGAGGUCCCACCUGAGGUCCCACGCGGACGAGAGGCCGUUCAAGUGUCCAGACUGUGACAAGGCAUUCGCCCGUGCGCACGAUGCCAAACGGCACCACGAGACUCUACACUUGAGCGUCAAGAAGCACAAUUGCGAGUGGUGUAGCCGUCAAUUUGCCAGAUUGGAUGCCUUGCAUCGCCAUCUCAAGCCCGAAAGCGGG